AUGGACGCGCGGAGCCUCGCGUCGGCCGAUGGAGCGCAUUCGCCGUGUGUUGGCACAGCGCAGCACGGCAGCGUGGCCAGCGGGCUGCACCAAUGCGACGCGGGGCUGAGGGAUGGCGAGCGCAGCGCGUCAUGUAACGGGAUAAGCAGCGCGCGUCAGGCAGGGUCGGAGGGAAAUGAUGUGCGAAACGGGUCGUGGCGGAAGCGCAUUGCGCGCAUGGUGCACGGAAGCAGUGAGCAGAACGGCGUCGCAGCAGAUAGUAAGGGUGGCACGGACGUAAGCGCGGGUGACGACCAACGCACGUGGGGGUCGGAGGAGAGGUCGUGGGAUGUGGAGGCAGGUCGGGGUGCGGGCAGCGGUGACGGAGCGAGCGCCGAGGCACAGCCGCGCAGCAGCGCCUUUCCUUACGACUGGUUCGUUGCAAAGCGGCCUCACGACCGCCAGCCGCUGCAGCCCGACGAGCGAACCUGGCGAGGGAUCAAUGCACGCCCCGCCACGCCUGCGUCCUCCGCGUCGUCCGCGUCCGCCAGUUCCCCCGCCUGGCCCUCCGCCCGCCCGUCCGCGACCCCCGCGUCGCCGCCGUGCCAGCAGCCGGACGAGAUGAUUACGUCAGCGUCGUACGAGGUAGUGGCGGAUGAUAUGGAGGAGGAGGAGGAGGAGGAGGAGGAGGAGGAGGAGGAGGAGGAGGAGGAGGAGGAGGAGGAGGAGGAGGAGGAGGAGGAGGAGGAGGAGGAGGAGGAGGAGGAGGAGGAGGAGGAGGAGGAGGAGGAGGAGGAGGAGGAGGAGGAGGAGGAGGAGGAGGAGGAGGAGGAGGAGGAGGAGGAGGAGGAGGAGGAGGAGGAGCGCAUGAGCGACGCGGGGUGCACGGACGACGGACUCGACGCUACCACCGACUGCCACGACCAACUCUGCUGCUGCUGGCCCCUCCUCCCCGCCUCCCCCACUCGCCCCACUCCCCUUCCCCCCGCCGACUCGCGCGCCUCCGACUCAUCCGCGGGGAACACGGAGGGCGAGGAUGCGAAGCGGAGCACGCGGGGAGCGGGCGAGGCGGGGAAGGGAGAGGCGAGGCGCGGGGCGGUGGCGUGGGCGCGCAGCGUGGACUGGGGGUCGCGGCGCUGCCAGCUGUCCAUCUUCGCCGCCGUGAUGCUGGCGGGGCUGGCGGCGGCCGCCGUAGUGUUCUGGGCGACGUUCAGGAGCUACCAGCACAGCAGCAUGGUGCGCCGCCCGCGCGCCCUCGCAACACCUAUUGCCGCCUGCACUAGACCGCGUCCUCUCUCCCCCUCCCCCCUCCCCCCCGCGCUGUGCGCGUGGCAGGACGUGCUGACGACGUUGUGCGACACGUGGGCGGCGCUGCUCAACGAGCGACUGCAAGACUCUGCCAAACAGGCCCGCGUGCUGUCAGCGCUGCUCUCCAUCCUCUACUUCCGCUCCACCCCACCCGUGCUCAACCAGAGCAUGUUUGCGGACAUCAUGAGCGAGUCACAGCUGUCCAUGCAUCUCUUCCACAACGUCGCCUUCGCCCUGCGUGUCUCGCCCGCCCUGCGCCCCGCCUGGGAGGCCCUCAACAACGCCACGGCACCCUGCAUCAUGGACGAGGGCAGGGGGUGCACGGAGGAGCGCAUGGAGUAUGCGCCCAUAGUGUUUGAGGAGCUCGCCCAUGCGCCACACCGCGGCCUCGACCUCUACCAAUUGGACCAGCUGAACGCCACGGUGUGGCGGGCGCGGCAGCAGCUACGAGCAGUAGUGUCGCCCAUCCUGGCCGCCAUGCACGCGCCCACCGCCGUGCACUUCUCCCCCGCCGCCUCCUCCGACGCACACGUGUUCAAAGUGCUGCCUGUGUUCCGCUCCGCGCGCGCCUACUCGCCUGCUGUUCCCGCUGGGCAUGACGGCGACGAGGGCGUGGCGAGUGAGGGGCUGGGCGCGGGCGUGGGGGAGGGCGAGCUGGGGGGAUUCAUGGUGGCGGAGAUGGACGUGGAUGGGCUGUGGAAGGACAUCAGCAAGGCGACAUCACCAGCGGCGGACAUGGUGUUGCAGAUAGUGGACGUGACGGAUGGCAGUGCACCGCAGCUGGUGCUAGACGCCUCGCGCCACGUGUACAACCCCGCAGACCGGGUGGCAGAGGGGCCCUUUGCUCGUGUCAACAGCAUUGACUUCGGCGACCAGUUCCGGCAGUACGAGCUCCGAUGCAGGUACGCGAGUGUGCCAGUGCCGGUGCUGCCGGUGGUGUGGAUGGUGCUGGUGCUGGUGGUGGUGGCGGGGGCGGCGUACCUGCUGUGUGUGGCGCAGAGGCAUCUGAGUGUGGCGAGGCGCAACCUGAGGCGCAUGGGGCUGCUCAAGGACCGCAUGAAGCGCGCCAAGGUGCUGGCGGAGAUGGGCAACCGCGCCAAGGGCACCUUCCUCGCCACCAUGAGUCACGAGCUGCGCACUCCCCUCAAUGGCGUCAUCGGUGCGUGCCGCUGCAUGCAGCCCCCACACUCCACUCGCCUCGCUCCGGCCCCUCUGCUCUCUGCACCUCUCCUUCGCGCGCGAUUUUCGGUUCCUUGUGCACCGCUCGUUAGCAGAAUCAAGCAGCACGUGCCAACCACGUCACAUGCGCCCACGCCUAAACAUGUUCCCCUCCCCCCUCUCUUGUGCGCGCUGCACGUGGUGCGUGCAUGGGUGGCAGGCAUGAUGAAUCUGUUGCUGGAGACGCCAUUGAGUGCGGUGCAGCUGGACUACGUGGACACGGCGCGCACGAGUGGCAGGGCGCUCGUGGACCUCAUCAACGACAUCCUGGACCUCUCCAAGAUCGAGGUCACCCACCUCUACAUGCCAUGCCAUGCCAUGCACGGCUUGCCGUCCCCCACCAUCCAGUUUUUCUCUGCCUCUCCCACUUGCUCGCUCCCUUCCUCUCACUACUUGUUUCCAUUUCUCCCCCCCCCCUCUCCCCCCUCCCACGCCUCUUUCCCUUGUGCUGCGGUCCGCCGCUGCCUGCCUGCGCGCGCUGUGCUGUGGGCGACGGGCAUGCAGGCGAAGCGCAUGGUGUUGGAGAGUGCGGCGAUGGACGUGCGCAGCGACGUGGUGGACGACGUGCUGAGCAUGUUCGUGGACCGCAUCCGCGCCAACCCCCACGUCGAGGUCGCUGCCUACGUUGAUCCCGCCGUGCCCUCCCUCAUCUUUGGAGACUCACUGCGCCUGCGCCAGGUGCUGAUGAAUCUGCUGUCCAACAGCUGCAAGUACACGGCGCGAGGCCACAUCUUCAUCUGUGUGCGUGCCGUGCGCUCAGACGAGGACCUGCGCCGCGUGCUGCUGCUGCACUCGCGCACCACCACCACCGCCCACGCCCUGCCACACCGCGGUGGCACAGGCCCAGGCCCCCAUGACUCGUCGGCGUGGCGUGUGGUGUCGCCGUCCGCCCUCAUGCGCCCCGCGCUCUCAGGCCCCGGUGCCGGCCCCGGCCGCCUGCAGCGCGCUUACCUGGGGUCAGGGACGCUGGGGGGCGAUAGGGUGCUGCGCGAGGGCGGAGAGGGGGAGGAGGGCGUGGAGGGCGGUGGCUGGUCCAGCAGCAGGGAUGAUGACAGUGCUUCCAUGUGCGGGGAGGAGGGCAGGGGUAGUAUGGAGAGGGAAAAGGAGAGGGGGAGAGAGAGGAGGUGUUAUGAGACACUGAGUGGGUAUGAGGCGGUGGAGAGCUGCAACAGCUGGGCGCAUGUGCGCAUGCAGCAGCAAGCCAUGGCGUCUGGUGGUGCAUUGGAGCAGGGAGCGAGUAGAGGGGGUGCGGGAGGGCAGGGGGUGGCAGCAUCAUCAGGGAUGGUGCGACUGGUGGUGUCUGUGGAGGACACGGGCGAGGGCAUCCCGUUGAGUGCGCAGAAGAGCAUUUUCAAGCGCUUUGUGCAGGCGGACGCCAGCAGCACGCGCACGCAUGGUGGCACGGGCAUCGGGCUGACCAUCUCACGGCACCUGGUGCACCUCAUGGGCGGCAAGCUCAGCUUCGUGAGCCGCCCUGGCAUCGGCACCACCUUCUACUUUGACUUCACCGUGCCCUUCCACGCCCCCAAACCACCCGCUGCUGCUGCUGCUCCUCGUAGUGCCGGGGCAGCAGUGGGUGGCAGGGCAGGGCGAGGGGUAUCUAGUAUCAACUCGAGCGACUGUGUGUUCACAGCUCCUCCUCUCUCCCCGCCCACGCUGCAACACCAGGACGAGCUAUACCAGGGGCACCAGGCAGCAGGGCACCAGGCAGCAGGGCACGGAGUGGAGGGGGGCCCUCAUGGCAGUGCGCGUACCGCUGCCGGCCUGCAGGGAGACGCGUCAGCAGAGAAUGGAAGGGACAUGGCUGUAGGCGCCCUUGGCAGCGCGAGUGCUGGUAUGGAAGGUGUGAGUGCGGGUGGUGCAGGUGGCAGUGCAGGGUCGUGGGAGGCGGUGUGGGCAGCGCGGGGCAUGGUGGUGGUGGUGGAGCAUGAGUGGCUGGCGGACAGGGGCGGGUUGGCCAGGGGGUGGCGGCACCGCGUGGAGGCAGCAGCGGGGUGGGUGGUGCAGCAGUACCGCCGCUCCCACCACCAUGCGCUCACUGCUGCCACACCACACACUGGGGGUGCUGCCAACAGCAGCAUGGCAGGAGCGGCCGAGCAAGGGCGGUGGUUUGGGUUGCCGGAGAGGUGGCGGGCGAUUGUGGUGUUGCGUGAUGCGAGGCAGGCAGGCGGGCUGAAGCAGCGCCAUGGCGUGGCAGCCGUGCUCAUCAAGCCCAUCCGCCACGCCGCCCUCGCUGGCUGCCUGGGGGAGGCCCUGGGGAUGGACGCCGCCCCUGCUGCCCAUACCCCGGCCGCCCAACCUGCCCCCGCCCUGCACAUGCCUGCAUCCGUGCUUCUCCCACACUCUCCUGCUGCGCGUGCUGGGCUGGACGGAGGGGGGCGGGCAGGGGUGUGCGAUGAGAGUGAGGGCGGCGAGGAGGCCCCUCUUCUGCCGCUGAGUGCGUCCGUGGGUUCGUCACCGGCUGUGCCUGGGUGCUGCGUCCCACUGGCAGCACGCUCAGGCAUGCAGCACCGCAGCAGCAGCACCAGUGCUCUGGCAGCGCUGUGUGGGGCGGGCAGGGGCGCACACGGAGGAGAAGGGCUAGGGGCGGAGCAGGCACAUGUGAGGGAGGGCGGUGGUGGGGGCGAGGAGGCUAGUGCAAGGUCUGCACGUGAGGGGCGUGGGGGGAUGGCAGGGAAUGUGGUGGGUGAGCAUGUCCCAGCAGUGGCAGCAGAGGAUGCAGGAACCCAGUUGGCAGCAGGGGCCACAAGAGGAAAAAGAGACGUGGCUGGUGGCGGUGUGAUGAGCAGUGCAAGGCACAAGAGCGCUGCUGCUGCAGGGCUGUGCCAUGCUCUGGAAGGCUCCAAGUUCCUCGUGGCGUGCGCAUGGCAGGUGGAUGACAAUAUGGUGAACCGCAAGGUGAUCAGCAAGAUGCUGCAGCGCUACGGUGUGCAUGUGGAAGCCGUGGAGGGGGGCGCACAGGCGCUGCAGCGCCUGCAGCAGCCACAUGAAUUCGUGGGGGUCUUCAUGGACGUGCAGAUGCCAGGCAUGAACGGCUUCCAGGCCACCAGGGCCAUUCGCAACAUGGAGGCCGCUCAAGGUGCUGCCUGCACGGCACCGCUGCCCACUGCUGCCACCGCACAGGAGAGCGUGCCUGCCACGCCAGUCGCACUAGCUGAUCCUCAUACGCAAGCACCACCGCCCCCUGGGGUGCCGUCGCCACUGCCAGCAGCAGCCACAGCACAGCGUGGCACUGUCGCUCCCCCCUCGCCGUCAUCCCCAUGCCCGCCUCCUGCAUCGCCCUGCACGCCCCCUGGUCGCCCUGCACCGCGGCAGCGCCUGCUGGUGUUUGCCCUCACGGCGGACAUUGGUGGGGGCACGCGGGAGCGGUGUGCAGUGGUGGGCAUGGACGGGUACAUGACCAAGCCCAUCGAGGAGGACCAACUCGCCUCUGUUGUGCUGCCCUUCUUCCACCCGCCUCCCACCGCCCCUCACACACACCCGCCUCUUCCUGCUGACCCAACUGCUUCCCCUCAUUGA
Molecule: messenger RNA, 6024 nt
Organism: Closterium sp. NIES-65
Lineage: Eukaryota; Viridiplantae; Streptophyta; Zygnematophyceae; Desmidiales; Closteriaceae
Source: the annotation of a GenBank genome assembly